AGGGGGUGUGUCCCUCGGCGCCCCCGCCCCCGGCGGCGGUGACAAGAUGGCGGCGGGCCCGGGCAGCGGUGCGGCGCGGCGGGUGCAGCUGGUGCUGGGGCACCUCGCCGCGGCCCCCCCGGGCACCGGCACCGGUCUUCGGGCCGCGCCCUGCGGGAGCCGCGCCGGGGCCACCAGUCCCGACGAUGUGGUGGUGGUGCACGGGCGGAGGACCGCCAUCGGCCGCGCCAAGCGCGGCGGCUUCAAGGAUACUACACCCGACGAACUGCUGUCUGCCGUUAUGACGGCUGUCCUUCAAGAUGUCAAUCUUCGUCCCGAGGCCCUGGGAGACAUCUGUGUGGGAAAUGUGCUGCAGCCUGGAGCUGGCGCUUUGAUUGCAAGAGUUGCGCAGUUUCUAAGUGGUAUUCCAGAGACGGUGCCGUGCUCGAGCGUGAACCGGCAGUGCUCCUCUGGACUACAGGCCAUUAUCAACAUAGCUGGUGGCAUCCGAAAUGGAUCGUAUGACAUUGGCUUGGCCUGCGGCGUGGAAACGAUGUCCCUCAGAAAUGCAAAUAACCCUGGUGAUAUCAGUUCCAGUAUGAUGGAAAACAGCAAAGCUCGAGAUUGUCUUAUUCCUAUGGGAAUAACCUCAGAAAAUGUGGCGGAGAAGUUUGGAGUUUCCCGAAAGAAGCAAGAUGCCUUUGCCUUGGCUUCCCAACAAAAAGCAGCAAAAGCUCAGCAGAUGGGACUCUUUAAAACAGAGAUUGUUCCAGUGAAGACCACCGUUCUAGAUAAUCAAGGCAACCAAAAAACAAUCACCGUGCACCAAGACGAAGGGAUUAGACCCUCCACGACCCUGGAGGGUUUGGCGAAGCUGAAGCCUGCCUUCAAAGAGGAUGGUAGCACUACAGCAGGUAAUGCCAGCCAGGUGAGUGAUGGAGCGGCUGCUGUUCUCCUGGCAAAACGCUCGAAAGCAGCACAGCUGGGACUCCCGGUCCUGGGGGUGCUCAGGUCCUUUGCUGUGGUUGGAGUCCCACCCGACGUCAUGGGCAUAGGACCAGCCUACGCAAUCCCAGUCGCUGUGGAGAAGGCGGGUCUGACUCUGAAUGACAUCGAUAUAUAUGAAAUUAAUGAAGCCUUUGCGAGCCAGGCUGUGUACUGUGUUGAAAAGCUGGGCAUCCCCAUGGAGAAGGUCAACCCGCUGGGAGGAGCAAUAGCACUGGGGCACCCACUGGGCUGUACUGGUGCUCGUCAAGUUGUCACUUUGCUCAAUGAAUUGAAGCGCAGAGGGAGAAGAGCAUACGGCGUUGUAUCCAUGUGCAUUGGAACGGGCAUGGGCGCUGCAGCCGUAUUUGAGUACCCAGGGAACUAAACUCCAGUUGUACCGACGAAACAACACAACAGCUAAUUCUCUGCCUUCGCUAGUAAUAGCAAACGAUUUGCACUGUGAAAUCAAGCAGAUUCAGGGAUUCGUUACUAGAUCUACAAAUUGUAGGGACAAAUUGGGAAGCAGAAUAAAUCAUACAGAUCUAUUAAGCAGGUGGGAAAAUGCAAAACUGGCAUUUGCCUGAGAACAUCCUGACACGAGAAGAGAAGUGAGCUCAGCUGAAGUUCCACUACAGGCCCUUGUGUGGCGACCAUGAGUGAAUAUUUCUAAUCUAAUUGAUCCCUUUAUUCUGUGAAUAUUAUCAGCGAGAAGUAGUUCAUGGUACGGUAUUUUUGUAUGACAAAUUGCCUAAAAUGGUUGCUCAAAAUGAAAACAUCAGUGCAGGUGAAGAGGCUUUUCCAGGGUUUUCUGAAAAGAUUUCACCAUCUCGUAGGAAGGCUAGAAGAGCUUGUUUUGAAGGCAGUGCAAAGACUUAACACCUUUACAACUCUGUCCGUCCACGCCGUGAGUCGGCUAUGUCUUAAAUUGUCCCUAUGCUGGAGGAUGGGCUGUACCUUUCGAUGUUUAACCAAGCUGCCCUGAAGCCUCCAGUGGGGGAACGUGGAAGGACUAAAAAUUACUUUGCUUAGGAGCAAACAAACCGUUGGGGUGCCUGAACAGAACGGUUUUGAUGAUUUAUAGACGCCAGGAAUUUGAAAUUGGCCAUUCCACCUUUUACAACACAUUUCUAAUUAUCAGUUUGUGUGACUCUAACUUAGAAGACAAGCUUAUGCUUAAUAAUAUUUACUUACCUAACAUAAACCAGAUUUCAGCAUUACUCUUACUGCAAGCACUACGUGAGCAUCAGUGAAAUGUGUGUUUUAUCCUGUAAAGGUCUCCCGCAUCUGUUCGUCCUCUUAGGAGGAAUUGUCAGACCACUGAAACCCAGAGCUAACGGCUUGAAAAAGAAACGUACUCAUCAUCGUUGUCAUCAAAUGUACUCGUCAUCGUUGACAUGUUAGAAGUGUUUAAGUUUGUAACAGAGACUGAAUUUCUUUGUGCUGGCUCUUGUUUUUGCACUUAAUACAAUUGGGUUCUUGCAAUA
Messenger RNA from Chroicocephalus ridibundus (black-headed gull), 2450 nucleotides. It is a transcript of the gene ACAA1, whose product is annotated as acetyl-CoA acyltransferase 1. Gene Ontology annotation, cellular component: peroxisome. Gene Ontology annotation, molecular function: acetyl-CoA C-acyltransferase activity. Bases 47 to 1351 code for a protein of 434 amino acids. The transcript is spliced from 12 exons. NCBI's taxonomy places the organism in Eukaryota, Metazoa, Chordata, Aves, Charadriiformes, Laridae. Gene Ontology annotation, biological process: phenylacetate catabolic process; fatty acid beta-oxidation. The record is from RefSeq and is a predicted model, not a curated record.